This is a messenger RNA of Labeo rohita (rohu), 3476 nucleotides long. RefSeq names its product GTPase IMAP family member 8-like. The coding region runs from base 39 to 3425 and encodes 1128 amino acids. Gene Ontology annotation, molecular function: GTP binding. Lineage: Eukaryota; Metazoa; Chordata; Actinopteri; Cypriniformes; Cyprinidae. The transcript is spliced from 6 exons. The record is from RefSeq and is a predicted model, not a curated record.
CUGGUGUCACAAGGCUGCAGGAACACAUAUUUGGAUUCAUGGCGCACAUAAGAUUAAGAACGUGUAAUACAGCGUGGGGAAUAAAGAAAUUGGACAGAACUAGUUACGUUUUCGACUUCCCCAACAUGAGCGAGCUGAGGAUUUUCCUGCUGGGGAAGAGUGUGUCAGAAAACAGUCUUGUUGGAAACUUCAUAUUAGGACGAGCAGCAUUUGACAGUGAAGCUCCUCCAGAUGUUGUCGAGAGAGUCGCAGGAAGACUGAAGGACAGACACGUGAUCAUCAUCCACAGUCCUCAGCUGCUCCAGACAAACAUCUCAGAUCAUCAGAUCACACAGACAGUGAGAGAGUGUGUGUAUCUGUCUGAUCCAGGACCUCAUGUGUUCAUAAUCAUAGUGCAGAAUAAUGACUUCACUGAGGAGGACAUGAGAAGAGUGAAACAUGUGUUGAAAAAAUUCAAAGAAGAGGCAUUUAAACACACUUUAGUGAUCACGACUGAUGAAGAAACUUACGAGUCACACAUGAGUCCUACGAUAAAGCAUACAGCAGCUCAUCAGUUAAUAAAGGAGUGUGGAAGAAGACAUCUGCAGCUUGGAAAAGAAAAAUCAGAAUGGCACUCUGACAUAUUCAAGAGUGUUGAUGAGAUAUUCAAAGUAAACCAGGAAGAAUAUCUCGCAUGUGAAAUAUAUGAAGAUGUUACAGGAACAUCAGUGGAUGAAGAGCAGAGCAGAUCAAGGCGCUUUCACCACCAAGAUGAUGAAAAACACAAAGAGAUCCAGAAAGACAGAAGUGAUGAAGCGCAUUUUCAAGGAAAACAGAAGCUGAAUUUGGUGUUGUGCGGAAGUGAUGGAUCACUCACAGCCUCUGUGUCAAAAUUCUUACGAGGGAAAAAGAUUGAACUUUCACAUCAGAGAGAGAGCAGCAAAGAGUGCAUAAAGAAAAAGAGGAUAAUUUGUGAUCGUCUGAUCAGUCUGGUGGAGCUUCCAGCUCUCAAUCAGCUCUCAAAGGAGGAAGUGAUGCGUCAGACUCUCAGCUGUGUGUCACUCAGUCAUCCUGGAGUUCAUGUUUUCAUCAUAAUUGUUCCGGAUGCUCCACUGACUGAUGGAGACAAAGCAGAAAUAGAGGAGAUCCAGAAGAUAUUUGACUCCAGAGAGCAUUUUAUGCUGUUCUUUACCCCAAGUCUGUCUGUUGAAGGACAAGUGACGGGUUUAGUUAAGUCCAGCACAGAAUCUCAGCGUUUAAUCAGUCGUUGUGGAGGUCAGUACAGAGUGAUGGGGUUAAAUGAACCUGAAAACUCAAGACAGAUCCCAGAUCUACUAUAUUAUAUAGAGAGCAUGAAGACUGAACCGUAUUCACUUCAGAUGUAUGUGAAAGCUCAAGAGAACAGAAUCAGACAUGAACUGGAGGAGCAAUAUAAGAAAGAACUGAAGAGAAUGGAAGAUGAAAACAAAGAGUUAAAGCAGAAAAUUCAGUCAUAUGGUGCUGAAGGUGAGACAGAUGAUCUGGAGGGUCUGAGGAUUGUGUUGAUCGGGAGGACAGGAAGUGGGAAGAGUGCAACAGGAAACACUAUUCUAGGAAGAGAUGAGUUUCAGAGCCAAUUAAGCACAGAUUCAGUGACGACUGUUUCGCAUAAAGGACUUGGUGAAGUUGAUGGUCGAUCGGUAACUGUUGUUGAUACUCCAGGUCUCUUUGACACAACACUGAAAAAUGAUCAAGUGGUGGAAGAAAUAAUGAAAUGUGUUUUACUGUCAUCACCUGGACCUCAUGUUUUUGUCACUGUGUUGAGUGUGGGACGAUUCACCAAAGAGGAGAUGGACACUGUAGAUCUCAUAAAGAAGAUCUUUGGUCCAAAAGCUGCUCAGUUCAGCAUUGUUCUGUUCACUCGAGGAGAUGAUCUUGAGAAUGAAUCCAUACAAGAUUAUGUGAAGAGAAGUAAAUCAGCAGAACUGAAGAAACUGAUCAGAGAUUGUGGAAACAGAUUCCUGUCUUUCAAUAACAGAGAAAAAGGAGACAGAAGUCAAGUGAUUCAACUGUUAAACAUGAUAGAAGAGCUGAAAAAUACAGCUGAGGGUCGAUACUUCACUAACAGCAUGUUCGAGGAGGCAGAGAUGUCCAUUAAAAAGAGAAUGGAGGAAAUAAUGAAAGAGAGAGAGAGAGAAAUUCAGGCUCAGAGAGAAGAAUUGCAAGCUAGAUAUGAAAUGGACAUGAAAAACCUGAGGAAGAAACUCGAGGAAGAGAAAGAAAGAGCAGAUAAGGAGAAAAUAAAAAUGCAGAAUCAAUUUAGAGAAAAACUGGAAAAACUCAGAAAAGAGUUUGAAGAAAAAGAGAAAAUAGAACAGAAGAAACAAGAGACUGAAAACCAGAAACGAUUAGAAGAAGAAAAACAGCAGAGAGCUGAAUAUCAUCAAAAAAUAGACGAGAUGAAGAAAGAGAUGGAAAAUCAGAGAUUACAGUACGAAAAACAGCAAAAAGAAGGAGAACUAGAAGAUAGAUGGAGAGAAGAGAAAUACAGACAAGAUCAAGAAAAGAUGAGAAAUGAACAAAAACAUAUUAUAGCAAAAUUACAGAAGAAACAAGAAGAGGAAACUAAAAGAAGGGAAACUGAGGAGAAAAGGAGAAAUAAAGAAGAAGAGGAGGAGAGACAGAUAUGGGAAAGAAAAAUAAAAGAGGCUGAAAAUGACAGAAAGGAGAUUCAAGAGGAAAUUCAACAACAGCAGAGAGAAUGGGAGGAUGAAAAGAAACGACAGAUGAGAGAACGAGAAGAAGAAGAAAGAAAGAGAAAAGAGAAACACAAGGAACAAUUGAGAGAAAAACAAGAAGAACUGGAGAAAAUGAGAAAGAGAUUUGAAAGAGAGAGAGAAGAAGAACGACAAAAAAUACCGUAUGAGAGAAACAAACAGAAAAGAGAACAAGAAGAAAAAGAGAGAGAAUAUGAAGGAAAGAUAACUGAAAUGAAAAUACAUUAUGAACAACUGGAGCACACGAGGAAAAUGGAGUGGGAGAAAAGAAAUCGAGAAGAUGAUCAGAGACGAGAGGAAGAGAGAAAGAGACUGACAAAACUGAUUGAAGGUCUUAAACAAGUGCGAGAACUGGAGAUCAACAGAAGAGAAAAAGAAGAGCGAGAGAGAAGAGAAAGAGAAGAGAAAGAGCGAGAUGAAAUAAAAAAGAAAUAUGAAGAGAAAAUAAAAGUCAUAAUGAAGAAACAUGAAGAUGAAGCCAGAAAACAAGCAGAAGAACUGAAUGAUUUCAUAGAGAGAAAAGAGCAGCACGUUCAGGAGCUCCAACAGAUGCUGGAAGAAUAUCAGAGACAACAGAAAUUACUGGAAAAACUCUAUCAACACCUGAAAGCCCAGAAAGAUGAAGAAACAGAAGAGCUGCUACAAGUAGUAGAAAGUUUGAGUAAUAAAUGCAGCUGUGUCAUUCUGUGAUAUUUCUAAAAAAUUGAAGAGAAGACUAUAAAAAUACUAUUUUUAUGAUCA